CUCAGUUUAUGAGGAUUGUCCGCUCGGCUCAUUUACGCAUGUGCCAUAUUUCUUCAUUUUCUUGAUUAUGGUUUAUAUUCAUUCUACGACAAGGAACAUUUAGCAGCUCGAAAAUUUCCAUCCAUCCGCUGACUUAUGAUUUUGCUUGGAAUGUUGUUUUGUCUUCAUGAUGUAGUUAUAUCCUGGAGUACUGAUUGAACUAACUGUGUUUAUUCUAGCAGUUAUUGGUUGCACCUGUGUUGAAAAAGGGGAGGCACUUGUAGAAAGGGGGUUGAAUACCUAUGCAAUCACCUUUUUCACAUUUACUUAUUACAUUUUUUUAUCGACAUGACAUUGUCAAAAUUUAUUUUCACUUAGUCGUGAGUUUUUUUUUUCCAAAUUCUUUCAAAAGGCCUCAUUAUAUUGAUCAUAAUUCAGUGUUGACAAGCAGUAAAAGAGGUAGAAUUCCAAUGGAGGUUGACUUUUUUUGAUUGUAAAGAUUGUCUUUACUUCCGUGAGAUGUAUGUGAAAGAUUCACAUUUUAGGAUUUGCAACUUCUUUUCAGCAUCAAUCACAAUUUCUAAGUGGAGGCGGCAUGUUGUUCACUGGAAAUCAUACACUGGAGACGUGUGUUAAUAUCAGAUUUUGGUGAUAUUUUACACAAAAUCCACACAAAAUGCCUUUUAAUAAGUUCUUUGAAAGUCUUCUCUAGAUAUAUUAUUACUAUUGCAUGGAUGUAAAGUGGUUGGUGGAGGAGAGGCAGUGAUUGAAGUUGUAAUAUGCCACAGUUUUGAAUCAUUUAACAUAACCGUUGUAAGAAGAGCAUCUAUGGAGGAGGAUUCUCAUAUAUGUAGCUACAUUUGUCAUCAAGGAGUGUGUGUGGUAUCCUCUAAAAAAGUAAACGUCCUUGAAUGAUGUGUUCCAUCAGACAUUUACAUACAGGGAUCUACUGCAACACUUUUUGCAUGAUGAGACCAGUGACCUUCGUUAGAGAAACAAAUCAGGAGGCAACUUUCCACUGAUUUUUCAUGAUAAGGCAGAAUCUCCAUUUACUGUCCACAGAGCAGCAUCGUGAUGGAGAGGGUCUUGCUGGCUCUCUUGUGUCUCUCAGGUCAGUGGAUUCUUUGCUAAUGUAAUGUUUGUGAAGAAAAGGUGAUUUGUUAGUUGGGGCCACCGUGUCUUUUCUAAAGUUUUGAUGACUUCUGUUUCUCUCACAGGGUGGUUCAUCCUCCCCUCCUGCCCUCUCCAUCAGUACCACUUUGUGAAGGAACCUUUGACUUGGCAUGAAGCUCAGACCUACUGCAGAGAGAGAUUCACAGACCUGGCCACCAUAGACAACAUGACAGAAAUGAGCCAACUUAUUGACACGGUUUCCUCCACUGGUUACAACUCCGAGGUGUGGAUUGGUGCGUUUAGUGAAAUCAACUGGAAGUGGUCAGAUGGGAGCGAGGCUGAGUACAGGCACUGGGGAAGGAAUCAGCCUAAUUAUUUCACAGCUGGGUUCUGUGUGCUCAGUACAGCGGGCGGAAAUUGGGGAGAUAAUUUGUGCCGGAAUCACAUUCCAUUUAUCUGUUACAAAGGAACACAACUGGAUCCUACAUUUGUUGUUGUGAAUGAAAAAAUGAAUUGGUCCAGUGCUCAGAAGCACUGCAGAGAGAACUUCAUAGACCUGGCCACUGUAACGAAUGACGCAGAACACAAGCAGGUCUACGACUUAGUGCCGGUGGUGGCAUGGAUUGGCUUAUUCAGAGAUCCUAAUUUCCACUGGUCUGAUGGGAGCAGCUUCGUCUUCAGCCACUUCGAUGAUGCUCCAGACACAUAUGGCUUAUUGAGAGUCAGAGCCAUGUGUGCUGCUACAUUUCUGAACAGAUCAGGAAAAUGGAGAUUUUUGUUCUGUGAAACAAGAUUGCCAUUCGUCUGCUACAACCCAGUUGUAAAUAAGCAGGUGGUGAAGCUGAGGAUCAAACUGGACGACUCCUCUGUGGAUCUGAACGAUCCUGCUGUGAAAGCGGCGCUCCUGAAAAAGGCAAGUCUCCAAAGUCCAUCCUCAGACAUCCCACACAUUUUAACUAUGCACCAUUCUGGGAGCAGUGAUCACAGACCAAAUGUGAGCUGCCUACCAACAAAUGACACAGAUUUCAGUGUGACUGGAUGUUUCACAAUAGCUGCCAUGUGCGUCUCUCAGCUCCAGGACAGACUGAAGGAGGAAGGAGUGAGUGGAGUCACCCUGAAGUGGAGAGAGCAGCCUGAUGGGGAAGUCUGGCACAAAGAGGAUCCCUAAAUAACCUCACCUGUAUGUCAGCUGAGCUCUUUAAAUACCUGUGUGUGUUGACUAAAGUGCAGCAGCACCUUAUUAUGUUUCAAUCUCCAAUAUGGCUGCCUUUAAGAAGAGAGUGUGACAUUUAAUGUAGGCUGGCAGCUUUAGUCAUUGUGAACUCUUCUUAGCUGCUAGUCUGUUUGCAUUAGAGUGAUUUUAUUAGCAACAUUUACAGUCGUGACAAGUUUGCAUUUUAGCAAAACAAUCGAUUGUCUCCACCUUAAUCUUCUGAUGUGUCUUCGGACAAGCGUUCUGUAACCUUCUCAUCCUGAUUUUUACUCUCUUGCUUGUUUUAUUCUGUGUGAGAUAACUA
Messenger RNA from Amphiprion ocellaris (clown anemonefish), 2609 nucleotides. RefSeq names its product putative C-type lectin domain family 20 member A. The transcript is spliced from 3 exons. The coding region runs from base 1175 to 2260 and encodes 361 amino acids. Lineage: Eukaryota; Metazoa; Chordata; Actinopteri; Pomacentridae. The record is from RefSeq and is a predicted model, not a curated record.